CAUUCAGAUACAAUGCAUCGAUGAUGAGCUCAACACCACCACGCGCGUCGAGCCAACGAGCCAUCUUCAGCGAAUCCGCUGCCAAUGGAGUCAGCAGUCCGCCGAGCAGUCCUCCGGACGCCUUUCCAUGGGAAAGGAAGCAAGACGAGUCCUUGUUAACUCGCAACAACAAGUCCGUCUCAAAAACAUCGACAACAGCAGGACCUUUCAAGAACGUGUUCUCCAUCCUCGGCAAGCGCAAACCUCUAACGCCUUCCACCGACAACCCUCGCCCUUCGAAGACCUCCAAACCGUAUAACUCUGCCAACGAUGGUCUCCAACAAAUGCAAAUGAGCCUCGGCCAGAAAGUCCAAAAGAAAUGUCUCACAUGUGGAAUGCAGUACGUCGCUUCCUCUGCAGAAGACCGGAAACUGCACGAUAAGUACCAUAAGCAGAAUGUGGAUGGGUAUGAUGUCGGCAAGGACUUUGUGGUGAAGGUGAGGCAAGAAGACAAGGCACUAUGUGUCCUCAAAGGAGUGAAAGUGGGAGACGCGAUUGUGUAUAUGGACUGUGGGAACUCUGUUCAUCGGAAGAGAAAGGCACAGGAGGUCUUGGAGAUUGUGCAGAGGGAGCUGGGAGCUGUGGAGAUCCCGGAGAAGGAGAUUUGGCAGGGAAGAAGGCGGGACGGCGGAGAGGCUCCGGACGAUCCAACAUAUAAGUGUUUCUUGUAUGUCCGAGGGACGAAGUGUGUGGCGUUCUUGCUGGUGAAGAGGAUUGAGCAAGCAUUGGAGGUGGUGAGGCCGAAGGCUCUAGAAAAAGACAAGAGGUCGGCAACCCCAACGAGGGAGAAAGCAGAAGCUACCACGAGAACGCAGUCUGCACUGGAGAAACUCAGAGCACGGAAGCAGCAAGAAGCAGAUGCUGCAAAAGCUAUUCAAGACGAGAUUGAAGAAGCAGCGGCACAUCCAAUCGAGCUCUCCGAGUCCAAACAUUCUGCUGUCAUGGGCAUCUCGAGGAUCUGGACUUCUUCUUCCGUGAGAGGACAAGGCAUAGCUCGAUGUCUUUUGAACACUGCGAUCAACCGGCACAAUUCCACGAUCGGGUCCCGAGAAGAUGGGAAACAACCCACGACAGGUGAUUCUCUGAGGAAGAUUGGAAGGAAACAGGACAUCGCGUUCUCUCAACCCACGGCGGCUGGAGCACAAUUAGCGAGAAAGUGGUUUGGAAGGGCAUAUGGAUGGAGAGUCUAUGUGGACUGAGCAGCAGGACAAAGAGCAGA
Molecule: messenger RNA, 1258 nt
Organism: Cercospora beticola
Lineage: Eukaryota; Fungi; Ascomycota; Dothideomycetes; Mycosphaerellales; Mycosphaerellaceae
Gene: ECO1
Product: Eco1p
Biological process (GO): mitotic sister chromatid cohesion
Cellular component (GO): chromatin; nucleus
Molecular function (GO): protein-lysine-acetyltransferase activity
Source: RefSeq, a predicted model, not a curated record